AUGCCUUCUAUAGCAACAGUUCCAAGUCGUCGACAACGGAGUGAGGAUGAUGAUAAUAGCGAUGGGACAUCCUCAGUCUCAACGAGAGACCCCACACCCGCGUCACAGGUCUCGAAUACCAGCAAACGUAUCCGGCUAGAGACCGUUGAGGAUGCCGUUAAGGAAGAGGACACUGAUGAAAUUACUGACUUUGUAACGUAUACAUCUGCUGAAUUCUUCCCUGGUCCGAAAUUGAACAUGGUAAUUGGACCGAACGGCACAGGGAAAAGCACAUUGGUUUGUGCAAUAUGUCUGGGGCUGGGAUGGGGGCCACAGCACUUGGGUCGAGCGAAAGACCCUGGCGAAUUCGUGAAGCACGGCUGUCGGGAAGCAACUAUUGAGAUAGAGCUUGCAGGCGGUCCCAAAUUCCGUCGAAACCCUAUUGUUUGUCGAACUAUUAAGCGGGAAGGCAACAAGAGCUCGUUCAUGCUGAAUGGGAAACCGGCAUCUCGCACCCAGGUGCUCAAAUUUGCUCAGUCAUUUUCCAUCCAAAUCGAUAAUUUGUGUCAAUUUCUACCGCAAGACAAAGUUAGCGAGUUUGCUGCCCUUACGCCGGUUGAGCUACUCCACUCGACGCAACGAGCCGCUGCAGAACCGGAAAUGAUCGAAUGGCACGAUAAUCUAAAAAAACUGAGGGUCGAGCAGAAAAAGCUACAGGCAGACAAUCAGGGUGACAAGGAUUUGCUAACGAAUCUCCAAAACAGGCAAGAAAUGCAGAGGGCGGAUGUAGAGAGGAUGCGACAGCGGGCACAGAUUAAACGGAAAAUCGAGAUGUUGGAGCUUGUUCGUCCCGUGACCAAGUACAAGGAGUCUCAUGCUCAAUAUAAGGAACUGAAGAGAAAGAAGGACACCAUCAGCCGUGAGCUAGAUAUGCUUAAGACGCAGCUAGAGCCUGCAUUGCGGGCAGUGAACGCCAAGCAAGAUUAUUGCGUGCGUUUGGAUAAAGUCAUCGAACAUAAAAAGCGCGGCGUUGACAGAGCGGACCGCAAAGCUUCGGAAGUUGGAAAAUCAAUUGAACGAUACGAGGACUCUACGAAGGAUUUAGACAAACAGAUCGAUGCUGAGAAGAAAAGUAGCGCAAAUUACAAGCAGGAAGCUACUAAAAUCCAACAGGCAAUCAACAAACUCACUCGCCAGUUGAAUGAGGAACCAGUGAAUUUUGAUGUCGAUUGGUAUAAUGAACAGAUUAGGACAAAGCGACGAGAAUUGAGAGAGAUCGAAGAGACAGCUAGUGAAAUAAAAGAAAGACGGCGGCCCCUUUUCGAAUCUCUUAAUACGAAGAGGAAUGGAAUCAAACGAGCAGAGCAGCAGUUACAUAGUCUAGAUUCUCAAUCCGGUCGGCAGGAGGCGAAGCUCAAGCAAUUAUCUACUGAUUCUUAUAGGGCCUACAAGUGGGUAUUGGAGAAUCAGAAUAAGUUCGAAAAGGAGGUCUUCGGUCCUCCAGUGGUCACAUGUUCCCUUAAAGAUCCCAAAUAUGCAGAUGCGAUAGAGUCGCUGCUUCAAAGAACGGACUUCACAGCCUUCACAACGCAAAGUCGAAACGAUUUCAGAACCCUGCAAAAGGCUCUAAAUAUCGAAAUGAAGCUGCAUGAUAUUAGUAUCCGGACGAGCUCGGCUCCGUUAGAAAACUUUCAACCGCCAUUCCCCGCAGAUAAUAUUAAAGCAAUGGGGUUUAAUGGGUGGGCUAAUGAUUUCCUGAGUGGUCCAGAGCCUGUGCUCGCGGUGCUAUGCAGCGAGAACAGGCUACAUCAAACACCCAUCGGCCUUCGCGAUAUCACGGAUGAAGAAUAUACCAGGAUGGAAAAAGGAUCGAUCACCUCCUGGGUAUCUGGAAAGCGGAGCUACCAAAUUGUCAGGCGACGCGAGUAUGGCCCCAGCGCUUCGACCACCCGUGUCAGACAAGUAAGGCAAGCGAGGGUUUGGACGUCCCAACCCGUGGAUACCUUGGCGAAAGAACAUGUACUUCAGAAUAUUUCGUCACUCAAGGAGGAACUGCGAGGUUUGGAGGAAAAAAUGGAGUCUGAGAAAGCUGAACUGGCAGAGCUGGGGCAACGCCAUAACGAGCGCAAUCAAGAAAGGAUUGAACUCGAACGGGAGAAGUCCGAAAAGCAGACAGCCCUUACACACUAUAAGGCUAUCCCGGAAAGGAUCCGCCAGCAAGAAGCAAAACGAAAAGACACUGAGAGAUUCUUCGAGGACAUAAGGACUAGGGUCUUGAAUAUCCGUCACGAGCAGGACCAAUUGUCGAUUCAAAAGGCCGAAGCAGCUAUUGAAUACGCUGAUUCGGUUCAACAACUUCGUACAGCACACGAGGAGCUCAUAAAACUGGGCAUCCGGCGUGCAGAGGCAAUUUCGGACUUGGAAACACUCAAAGCUCGUAAUCAAGAGCACAGCGAUAAGCUGAGAGCGAAGACUGACGAGUUGAAAGAAGCAGUGAAUGAGAUAAAGACCAUGUCUGAACUCGUGAAAAGACUGCUGAAGGAGGCUGGGAAGGUUGCACAGGCUUCCCAGAGUCAACCGGAUCUCGCCGAAUUGUUGCCUACUUUGGCUGAUCAUACCUCAGACCAACUGGAAGCGGAUAUCGACUCGGAAAAAGCACAUCUGGAACUCACACAAGGCGGCAAUAGCAAUAUCAUUAAAGAAUUCGAAGAACGUGAACGACAAAUUCAGAGACUACGCAGUAAGCUCACCGAGUUCGAGAAUCAGCUUGCUGACUACGAUCACGCUAUCACUGAGAUUCGAGGGAAAUGGGAGCCGCAACUUGAUGCACUGGUGAAAAGUAUCAGCGACGCAUUCUCUGAUUCCUUCGCUCGCAUCGGCUGUGCCGGUCAGGUUUCGCUGGACAAAGUGGAGGACGCAACAGGAUCAGACAGCGUGCCCGGCGGUAGCGACUUUGACCAGUGGUCAAUCCAGAUUCAUGUUAAAUUCAGAGAGAAUGAGAAUCUUUCUAUACUCGAUUCUCAUCGGCAGUCUGGCGGAGAAAGAGCAGUGAGCACCAUCUUCUAUCUUAUGGCUCUUCAAUCCCUCUCUGCAUCCCCAUUCCGCGUCGUCGACGAAAUCAACCAGGGCAUGGACCCCAGAAACGAGCGAAUGGUCCAUGGUCGCUUAGUCGACAUUGCGUGUGCCAAUGGAGGCAGCCAAUAUUUCCUCAUCACCCCAAAGCUGCUCAGCGGGCUGUCCUACAAGCCUGGUAUGAGGGUUCUCUGCAUCUACAGCGGUGAACACAUGCCUACAGAUUACCGGGUUGUCGAUUUUGGCGAAGCCGUGAAGAGGAUGAGAGCUCUGACGAAGAGAGACCGUGGAAAAGGCAAGGGGAGAGCCAGACGGGACUCCCUUGCCGAGAACAGUGGUAGAGUCGAUGUCUAUACUUGA
This is a messenger RNA of Aspergillus tanneri, 3411 nucleotides long. It is a transcript of the gene SMC5, whose product is annotated as DNA repair ATPase SMC5. Gene Ontology annotation, molecular function: ATP binding; ATP hydrolysis activity. Lineage: Eukaryota; Fungi; Ascomycota; Eurotiomycetes; Eurotiales; Aspergillaceae. The record is from RefSeq and is a predicted model, not a curated record. Gene Ontology annotation, cellular component: Smc5-Smc6 complex. The coding region runs from base 1 to 3411 and encodes 1136 amino acids. Gene Ontology annotation, biological process: double-strand break repair via homologous recombination. The transcript is spliced from 7 exons.